Messenger RNA from Leptosomus discolor (cuckoo roller), 1086 nucleotides. The record is from RefSeq and is a predicted model, not a curated record. NCBI's taxonomy places the organism in Eukaryota, Metazoa, Chordata, Aves, Leptosomiformes, Leptosomidae.
AUGCUAACUGCUGUGAAGGGUGGCAGACCUGUGCUGACCCUCGACUGUGUCUGGGAGAGCGCGAGUGGCUGGAUGUCUAGCAUCACUCAUCAAAAGUCCAGCCCACCAGUGAGGCCUGGAGAAAAACCUUCAGAAACUGGUGAAGCCCACCAGCGCAAGGAGGUUUGUCACUGGCCAUGCAGAUGCCCACCUGUGCCAACCUGCACCCCCGGAGUAAGCUUGGUGAAGGAUGGUUGCGGCUGCUGUAAGGUCUGUGCCAAGCAGUCAGGAGAGACCUGCAAUGAAGCAGACAUCUGUGAUCCCCACAAAGGCCUCUACUGCGACUACUCAGAAGAUGAGCCUAGGUACGAAACAGGCGUGUGUGCAUAUCUGGUAGCUGUAGGAUGUGAGCUCAAUGGAGUUUAUUAUGUUAACGGGCAGACCUUCCAACCUAACUCACUUUAUAAGUGCCUGUGUGUCAGUGGUGCAAUUGGAUGUACACCUGUAUUCACACCAAGAUUAGCAGCAAGUCCCUGCGCCAGAGUCAUGGGCAGAAAGAAACCUGGACAAUCCAUCUGUGGCCUGGGACAGCACAAGCAGCUUCAAUCAACAAACUACAGACUGAUGUCAGCUUACAGAAGCUUACCGCUAGUUUUGAAGAAAAAGUGCCUGGUACAGGCAACUCCCUGGACACCCUGUUCCAGGACCUGUGGCAUAGGCAUAUCCAGCAGAGUGACCAACGAAAACAGAAAGUGUGAAAUGAAAAAAGAAAAGAGGUUAUGCUUCAUCCAGCCUUGUCUAACCAAUAUACUGAAGACCAUAAAGAUUCCAAAAGGAAAAACAUGCCAACCAACAUUCCAGCUUCCUACAGCAGAGAAACUCAUUUUUUCUGGAUGCUCAACUACUCAAAGCUACAAACUAACUUUCUGUGGGGUGUGCUUGGACAAGAGGUGCUGCAUACCUAAUAAGUCCAAAAUGAUCACUGUACAGUUUGAGUGUCCCAAUGAAGGUUUCUUUAAGUGGAAGAUGAUGUGGAUAACAUCGUGCGUAUGUCAGAGGAUUUGCAGUGCUCCUGGAGAUAUAUUUUCUGAACUCAAAGUUGUGUGA